Messenger RNA from Scomber japonicus (chub mackerel), 819 nucleotides. It is a transcript of the gene igfbp7, whose product is annotated as insulin-like growth factor binding protein 7. Gene Ontology annotation, molecular function: insulin-like growth factor binding. The record is from RefSeq and is a predicted model, not a curated record. The transcript is spliced from 4 exons. The annotation marks the transcript as partial. Gene Ontology annotation, cellular component: extracellular region. Gene Ontology annotation, biological process: regulation of cell growth; regulation of signal transduction. Lineage: Eukaryota; Metazoa; Chordata; Actinopteri; Scombriformes; Scombridae.
UCUCUGUCCACAGCCCCAGUGAUCGUCACUCCUCCAGGUCAGGUCUUCAAUGUGAGCGGCUCUCAGGUGUUUCUGAGUUGUGAAGCUGUUGGUGUCCCGACGCCCGUCCUCACCUGGAAGAAGGUUCUUAAUGGGGGCAAAAAGAAGAUGGAGCUUCUUCCUGGAGACAAAGACAACCUGGCGAUUCAGACCAGAGGAGGACCCGAAAAACAUGAAGUGACCGGCUGGGUGCUGAUCUCUCCGCUCACCACAGAAGAAGAAGGUUCCUACGAGUGUCACGCCACCAACUCCAGAGGCGAAGCAUCGGCUGUCGGAGCCAUUCACGUGGUGGAGUCCAUCGAUGACAUCAUCGUCAAGAAAGUGACGAAGGAAGAUGAGCUGUGAUCAGCUGAUAAGAAGAUCAUCACAGGAAUCUCUUCUGCAGAUGUUUUUAACUUUCAGUAAAAUAAUCUUUGUCUUUAUUUUUAUUUUAAUUAAUUUUCUCAUUUUUAAUCUUUAUUAUCGUUUUUCAGUCUGAGAUGAUUUCACGGCAGCAGAGUUCAACUGAAAUCAGGCUUUUAAAUGCAGUUUAAGGACCAAACCACUGAUGCUGGUCACCGUAGCAACGGCUCAGAUGCUGGUCACCGUAGCAACGGAUGCCGGUCACCGUGGCAACGGCACUGAUAUGGAUCAAAAUAUUAAACUCUGACUAAAGUGAACUUAUCUUUGUCUUACGUGUUAUUAAAUAUUGACUGUAAUAAAGUUAAUCAUUACGUAUAUGCUCUUAAACUGUCGUUUCUAUUUUUACUGCAGAAUCAAUAAAGAUUUUUAUUGUUAUCA